AUGUGGGACUUGGUCUGUUCGUACCUUAAUGUUCAGGAUGUCAAAAAGUUGAGUGGCACCUGCCGCUUUCUGUGGGAGUUGCUGCGCCCUCGUGACAACGUGUGGCGUGUGCAGUUGGACUACUUUAGGGAAGAUAUGAAAAAUUUGUAUGGUGAGGGCCGCCUACUCUGUACGGAGUUGUUUGUGCCACCAUCUUGCAGUGCUUAUGAACAAAUGAAACUGGAGUUACAGUUAUACAUAAUGGACACUCAUCGUGAGUGGCAGCUUAAGGACCGUGAAAAAACGGAUGGCCCUUACGGUAUGUUUUCUUGCCCUUUAACUCUUGCUCAUGAUCCCUCUAUCAACGAGGAGGGUUGGCAGGACGAGGAUGUUACACCCUUUUCUCAGUUGCGGAUAAUUCGUGCAGUACGACUUUUCCCUUCGGGGUUAUCUACAUCCCAAAGUUUGCGACACAAUGGAGGCAGUGGCUCAAUCUUCACGCCGAGCGAGUACAUGAUGUUAUGCGAAAAUAUCAAUCAUGGUGAUUUCACAGGCUCUCGUUUGGGUGUGCAGGAUCACGUAGAUGAGGAAGGCGGGUUGUUGCAGUUUGCUCUCAUGGAGACUCUCCGUCGUGCCAAGUAUCGCAAACCCCCUCGAUGCUCCACGGGUGAAGUGCGCACUUCUUCCCACCUGGUGCUGCGUCAUUUUGGCGGUUUGCUGCUAUCAAUAUGCCGUUACGAAGCAGAAGACAUUUUAGAUUCCCUUCUCCACAAGCGGGGCCUCGUGGAUGACUUCGUUACGUACUGUAACUACAGGGAGCGAUCGACAACGAACCGGCCGUGUUUUCCGUUUCCUUGUCAGUCACGUUACUACAUUGCUCCAGAGUUAUGCCGAAGGGGCCGUGUGGGUCUUAUCAUUACGGACUCUGUGCGUUUGCUCGUGGUGGUCGGAAAGGAGCUCGUGACGCGGGACGAUGCGCGAUGGGGCAGUGAUUUUGCAGCGGCAGCAGCUGCGGGUCGUACGGUAUAUGGAGGUGGCAUGAACCCUCAGCAACCACGAUUGGUGUAG
This is a messenger RNA of Trypanosoma brucei brucei TREU927, 1047 nucleotides long. RefSeq lists its product as hypothetical. The transcript has a single exon. Bases 1 to 1047 code for a protein of 348 amino acids. The record is from RefSeq and is a predicted model, not a curated record. NCBI's taxonomy places the organism in Eukaryota, Euglenozoa, Kinetoplastea, Trypanosomatida, Trypanosomatidae.